Messenger RNA from Pyricularia pennisetigena, 891 nucleotides. RefSeq lists its product as uncharacterized. The coding region runs from base 1 to 891 and encodes 296 amino acids. Lineage: Eukaryota; Fungi; Ascomycota; Sordariomycetes; Magnaporthales; Pyriculariaceae. The transcript has 3 exons. The record is from RefSeq and is a predicted model, not a curated record.
AUGAUGAAUACACUGACAGACCUUCUCGACGACGAACCCGCGAUCUCGCACCACGUCAAAGAACUUGAGGUCCCUCUCCCGCAGCCACGGCCUGUAGCUGGUGAAGAAGACGUAGGCCCUGCUGUUCCUAGAGCGCUUGAGGGCCCUCUCGAUGGUCGUGGCGAUGUUCUCGUGCUCCGUGUGGCGGAACAGCAGAUCCGCCAUGAUGAGAACGUCGACGCCGUCACGCGCCGCCGCCGCCGCCGCCGCCCCGGGCAUCUUGGCCAGGACGGCGUCGACCUCCUUGCCCCAGACGUAGCCAUCGACGACGACCUUUUCGGCGCGAGGGCGCGGCAGCAGCUCGCACUCGUCGACGUUGCGGCGCAGCGCGACCAGCACGUCCGGGUCCGGGUAGUCGGUGGCGACGACGCCGGCGGCGCCGAGGUGCGCGGCCACGAGGCUGGGGAUGCCGGCGCCGGCGCCGACCUCGAGCACCGUCUUGCCGGCCACCAGGGACGGGUCCGCGAGGAAGUGAUCCGCCAGCACGCGGCCGCCGUUCCAGACGUGGUGCGCGUCCAUGACGCUGUGUCCGACCAGGUGCAGCGUCAACACGGCGCCGUUGGAGAGCGUGUGCGUCUCGGUGCGCGGUGGCGGCGGCGGCGGGUAGUAGCCCUCCGGGACCGCGAACAUGUCGCCCGUCGAGAGGUCUUCUUCCUCAUCCUGGUGGGUCCGCAAUCCAGUGCGUGCUGUCUAGUGGGGAUAGUCGGCCUCCUCGAGCAAAGUGACUACGGGGACGUCACCGAGCUUUUCCUUUCCCUUGAGAGGUGCAAUCUCGAGCAGGAACAGAUAACCAAUGAGCUCUCCGCCAAGCUUCUUAACAAGUUCACCGGCGGCAGCAGCAGAGCCACCUGA